Messenger RNA from Colletotrichum paranaense, 501 nucleotides. RefSeq lists its product as uncharacterized. Bases 1 to 501 code for a protein of 166 amino acids. NCBI's taxonomy places the organism in Eukaryota, Fungi, Ascomycota, Sordariomycetes, Glomerellales, Glomerellaceae. The transcript has a single exon. The record is from RefSeq and is a predicted model, not a curated record.
AUGGUGGUGUCCUCGGACAUGACCCUGGAACGACGAGAGGCUAGAAGAAAAAUGCGAACGCCCGAUGCAAUGCAGAACCCAGACAGAAGAGUUCCAUGGACCUUCGAGAAGCCCGCCACGCAUGUCAGAGAGAAUGCCGGCGCAUUGCCCUUCAGUACCUGUGCGCAUCUCAAGUUCUCACACCGCAACCCGAGAGUUCUCCUACACAUCGAAGCAGGAGGAGGCGCACCACAGAAUAAGAAAAGACCAGGGGAAAAAAGCAAAGAAGAAACAAUGGACGAGAAGCAACAUAGACACGCAUACACACACACACACACACACACACACACCUACGCAAAGUUGCAGACACCUGCGAAAUCCGGUACAGGACGCGUUGACAGCGGCGAUCUCGGGUUCGCUGGGCAGGCAGCCAAGGACAGGCAUUCGGUCGAUUGUGCAUACCGUACCUAUCUGGCGGAGGUCAACACGCCGCACCGCGAGAGCGAAUGUUUCUGCGAAUAA